GGCAGGCGGCGGGCGCCAGCGCGGGGCUGAGCGGCGGGCGGGCCGCGGCCGGGCGCGGAGAUGGUGCUGCUCACGAUGAUCGCCCGCGUGGCGGACGGGCUCCCGCUGGCCGCUUCCAUGCAGGAGGACGAGCAGUCAGGCCGCGAUCUGCAGCAAUACCAGAGCCAAGCGAAGCAGCUCUUCCGCAAGCUGAACGAUCAGUCCCCCACGAGAUGCACUCUGGAGGCAGGAGCCAUGGCUUUCCACUACAUCAUUGAGAAAGGAGUGUGCUACCUGGUCCUGUGUGAAGCUGCAUUCCCCAAAAAGCUGGCCUUUGCAUAUCUGGAGGACUUGAACUCAGAGUUCGAUGAGCAGCACGGCAAGAAGGUGCCGACGGUCUCCAGGCCGUACUCCUUCAUUGAGUUUGACACCUACAUCCAGAAAACCAAGAAGCUCUACAUUGAUAGUCGGGCGAGGAGGAACCUGGGCUCCAUCAACACGGAGCUGCAGGACGUGCAGAGGAUCAUGGUGGCCAACAUCGAGGAAGUCUUGCAGCGAGGAGAGGCUCUCUCAGCUCUUGAUUCCAAGGCCAACAACCUGUCCAGCUUGUCCAAGAAGUACCGCCAGGACGCCAAGUACCUGAACAUGCGUUCCACCUACGCCAAGCUGGCAGCUGUGGCUGUGUUCUUCAUCAUGCUGAUCGUUUAUGUGAGGUUCUGGUGGCUGUGAGGCAGCUGCACUCACGAAGAGGGAAAGCCAGCAGCCUGGCAGGUGUAUGUGUGCAGGACACUGCUCACGGGGGAUGUGCAUUAGAAUCCACCCAGGACCAUCACCUUGACCGGAGAGUCCUGAAAUUGUGAGGUGCCAGCUGGCUGCUGCACCUCUUCCUGAAGCCUGCCAGUAGGUUAAAGGCUUGUUGGCUGCAGGCUGUUCCUCGGAGGCUCUCUGCACUGGGGUACUGCAGGGGUCUGCCCCUUCCCCGGGGCGCGCUCUGGGAGCGGUCAGUGCAGUUUAGCAUCAUCGCCUCAAACCUCCUCCUGUUGAGUAGCUCUGGUGGGAACUGGACUCUAAUGAACAUUCCUUGUGUUGGCAAUGUUGGCUUUUUUUAGAAGCUGGGUCUGCAGUUCUUUUCUUCCUUGUUUUUUAAAGACAAGACUCCCCUGCCCGAAGGCCAAUCCGCACUGUACAUAGGAAAGCUUUCACCUCUGUCAGCGUAGCUACCCUUGAGUUCUCUGGCUGACAUCUUGGCUUGUUACACUUCCACCUGCUUUAGGAAGAAAUGGAUGUUAAAUUAUGCCUUAAAAUACUUUGUGUAGUACUAGGAGGGGCAAGGAGAAGCUUCUGUCUUACUGAUUCCUACAAAAUUAAACUACAGAUUUGUAAGUGUCCACUUUCCCUCUCCUGACAGCUGUGUGUGAGGCUUUGUCUCCAUGUGAACAGGCUGUGUAACUCGGUGCUGUGGAGCAGGCACGGUGCAGGCUGUGGCAGCACUCCAGACCUUCCCCUCCAAUCUGCAGAUUCACUACUUU
Messenger RNA from Dryobates pubescens (Downy woodpecker), 1508 nucleotides. It is a transcript of the gene SEC22B, whose product is annotated as SEC22 homolog B, vesicle trafficking protein. Lineage: Eukaryota; Metazoa; Chordata; Aves; Piciformes; Picidae. The transcript has 5 exons. Gene Ontology annotation, molecular function: SNAP receptor activity. Gene Ontology annotation, cellular component: Golgi membrane; endoplasmic reticulum-Golgi intermediate compartment; endoplasmic reticulum membrane. The record is from RefSeq and is a predicted model, not a curated record. Gene Ontology annotation, biological process: vesicle fusion with Golgi apparatus; endoplasmic reticulum to Golgi vesicle-mediated transport; retrograde vesicle-mediated transport, Golgi to endoplasmic reticulum. Bases 61 to 708 code for a protein of 215 amino acids.